AUGAAGCUGUGGAAACGAGCUGCCGCCGCAAUCAAAGACCGGAAAAGCUUAUUAGCCGUCGGAUUCUCACGGCGAACCUCAUACCGGAACGCGGAUCUCGAAGCAGCUAUCAUCAAAGCCACCUCCCACGACGACUCCUCCGUCGACUAUUCCAACGCCCACCGCGUCUACAAAUGGAUCCGAGCCUCUCCUCUCAACCUCAAGACUCUAAUCCACGCCGUCUCCUCCCGCGUGAACCACACGCGCAGCUGGAUCGUCGCGCUCAAAUCCCUAAUGCUUCUCCACGGCGUUCUCUCCUGCAAGGUCCCUUCCGUCGUCGGAGAGAUCCGCCGUCUUCCUUUCGACCUCUCCGAUUUCUGCGACGGGCACUCGUGCCUCAGCAAAACCUGGGGAUUCAACAUCUUCGUCAGAGCCUACUUCGCUUUCCUCCAUAACUACUCAUCCUUCUUAUCCGAUCAAAUCCAACGCCACCGCGGGAAUCGAAGGCUGGAGAAAGCCGAUUCCGUGAAUCAAGAGCUCGACAGGAUCCAGAAACUCCAGUCUCUCCUCGAUUUGAUUCUUCAGAUCAGGCCGAUCGCUGAUAACAUGAAGAGGACGCUGAUCCUAGAAGCCAUGGAUUGCAUCGUGGUCGAGAGUAUCAACAUCUACGGUAGAAUAUGCAGCGGCGUCAUCAAAAUCCUUCCAAGCGCUGGCAAAACAAACGCCGCCACGGCUCUGAAGAUCAUCAACAAGGCAAAAUCUCAGGGAGAAGACCUCGCUCUCUUUUUCGACUUCUGCAAAGGCUUCGGCGUCUCCAACGCGAAAGAUACGCCUCAAUUCGUCAGUAUUCCGAAAGCGGAAGUAGAAGCAAUCGAGAAAACGGUCGAAGAAAACAAACCGAAGAAAGACGAAGAAGAAGAAGAAGAUGAGAAGAAAGCUAUGGUAGUGUUGGAGACACCGAAGUCGCAGACGAUCAUCACAGAGAAAUGGGAAACUUUCGAAGAAGAAGACGACUAUUACUACUUCAACGAAAAGGCGAUUCAAGAAUAUCAAAAUCAUCUGCCUCCUAUAGUAUCGAACCCACAACCAGUUUACAUCGAGUACUCAAUGCCAGAUUUGAUUACGUUCUAG
Molecule: messenger RNA, 1110 nt
Organism: Thlaspi arvense
Lineage: Eukaryota; Viridiplantae; Streptophyta; Magnoliopsida; Brassicales; Brassicaceae
Source: the annotation of a GenBank genome assembly